This is a messenger RNA of Ciona intestinalis (vase tunicate), 1705 nucleotides long. RefSeq names its product DDB1- and CUL4-associated factor 10. Gene Ontology annotation, molecular function: protein binding. NCBI's taxonomy places the organism in Eukaryota, Metazoa, Chordata, Ascidiacea, Phlebobranchia, Cionidae. The record is from RefSeq and is a predicted model, not a curated record. Gene Ontology annotation, cellular component: Cul4-RING E3 ubiquitin ligase complex.
AGCCUUUUAAUUUAUAUAAAGGCUCUACCGUUUGUAUGGUAAACUGUUUAGAUGUAACUCACCCACUAUGUCAAUAUUCUCCUGGGUUGAAGGAAGGCGGCAAGGUGUCCAAUCCAUAUACCAGAAAUCAGGUCAACCUUGCUCCGAUUUUGGACGUUUUCUCAACCAACAUGCCUCAACUCAAAAAAUUGAAAACAUACUUUGGAAACAGCUUUACAAAAAGAGUAGCAAGAAUGACCACAGACAUAAUGUAGGUUAUGGAGGCGUGUUUGGAUUGAAGUAUUCACCAGAUGGUAAACUGGUAGUAGCAGCAUGUGAGCGUGAUGCAGUUGUGAUGCUUGAUCCUCGUACAAUGAGUGUGGUGAAUAAACGUGAACAUGUUCAUACAAAACACUGCAACACAAUUUCAUUUAUUGAUAACCUUCUCUUCACAACUUGCUCCGAUGAUGGAAACGUCGCAAUCUGGGAUAUUAGGAGCAUGAGAGAGGAAGUUUUAAAGCUUUGCGGUCACACUAGUUGGGUGAAGAACGUUGAAUAUCAUAAACCUAGCAAAUGUCUUGUAUCUGCAGGAUUUGAUGAUAAUAUCAUUACAUGGGAUAUAAACAAUUUGCUUCCGAAUGGAGAAUGCAAAUCUGAAGUCGUAUUAACUUGUCCUCGAUUAAUGAGAAUGAGAUUAUCACCUGAUGGUAACAGUAUGUACAUUUCUACUAUUCAAGCUGUAGAUCUGAUUGCAAUCCACAAUCUUGAGAUUGAAAAGCUUACCACAGACAUAAACAAGCUUGUAUUAAAUGAUGAGUUUGGAGAUUAUUUCGUUCAAUUUAACAACACACAAGUCCCUGUCAAUCGUGAAGAACCAUUUGAAGCACAAUCACAACCAAUGACAAGAAGGAACCACUUAGAAUUGUACUAUGGUCACAGUUCUGACCUUACGAAGCGUGACCCUAUUAAUGUCUUCUGCCAAUCUAUUGAUGUGCACCCACAGAACAUGGCUGUUGUAUUGAGAUAUGACAGGUUUGCAACCUCAGUGGAAAAGUUAACUUCAGUGCACAACACAUGGUCUCACUACCAUGGUGAGCAUCAAGGGAAUAAUAAAUGGCAGGCAGAUGCACAAGGUAAUUCGUCUAUCCCGUUACCUCGUGGCCAGACCACUAACGUAAUGAUGGAAGAGAGCCUUGACAAUAUUGAAUACAUUCAAGAAGUCUCAUUCUCACCAUGCGGAACGAUUUAUCCGGCAUCUCCAUUUGGCUAUGGGCAUUAGACUCGUCUCAUUACGGAUUCGAACCUGUAUGAUUACCAGACACACAUGGCGUCUCGUGUGCACGGAAUGCACAAGAGUGCCAAAGGUUCGGACACGGUUAUGCCAGCACACACAUUCAUUGAUGCUGCCCCUUUGCACGACGUGACUUAUUGUUUCGGACACCGUAGUUUGGUGCUGUCCACUGCUUUUUCACCAGUUGGAAUACAAAUCGUCACUGGCUCAAAAAAUGGCGAGAUUGUAUUUUAUGAACCAGUUUUAUGAUCAUUGAUUUACUUAACUUGUUUGCCUUUGAAGGUCCAAUGAUAAUGUUCCAAUACUACAUACAUUUAUUUUGUUAAGUGCUGAUCCAUUAGGACCUUAACGUCAACGAGUAUCCAUGUUAGUUCACUGGAUUUAAGCAUUUUAAAUCCAAGGGUGUAGUGUCUGCCCUAAAAUGAAGGCAUCAAA